GCGGACGACGACGCGGUUGUUGUCUGUCACCGUCAGUUCCUCUCCCUCGUCUCACCGCGUAGGUACAUCGAGAGCAAUCCUGUUCGAAGCACUUUUAAGGCUCGGGUGCUACGCCGCCAACGAAUGUUGGGCAAGGACGAAAACGCGGCUAGUAGUUUGGUCCCAUUCCGCUUCCAAAUCGUCGUGAGCGACCAGGCGUCCGCUUUGAGGAGCGGGCGCUUUUUUUGUUCUUCACAUUCACACACACACACACACACCCUUCUUGCUGCUCUAAAUUCGCACACACCAAUACAUGGGCAGCAGCAUCUUUGACUUCAGUCUGAUGUUACUACGAUCGUCCAACAACGAAUGUGUUUCGAUACAGUGUGUUUUCAUUCUCUGCGUGUGUGUUAGUGUUGGUAGUUUUGUUUUAUUUUUUUUUUAUUUUUUCUCCCACCCCUUUCAGCUGGGCCGUUCGUUUGUGCGAAGAAAGGAUGUAAAAGCGAUUACUCUAAUACUACUAACACGCCACUUUUAUCUAUUCCCGUUUACAGACCAGUCCGAACCGAUACGCGUGUCCGCGGUGAGAGUGUAACUGGUGUGGAGAGCGAAAGCUUGCUCCCAAAAAAAUCAUAGGAUCAAGAGAAACCACUGUGUGAGAGUAAAAAUCAAGCACAUCAAAUAAGUGAGAGAGAGAGCGAGUGCCAGUGAGUGUGUGUGUGCGUGCUCCGAUAAAUACACCUACGCCCCACGGUUUCCCUAUGUCAAUCGUAACGUAUCUGACGGUCUGCGAGACCGUGUGCGCUAGUGUGGGUUAGUCGUGUUCACCAGCGGGCCUUGGAUAUCGUCCCCGUCUCGAAACGAUCGCCUCAAACGCAGGGAGGAAGAAGGUUAGGAGGGGUGAGUGUGUGUGCGGGUGUGCAAAACAGCAGGCGCCGUCCUUUCCAACGUUGGCGGAGAAGAAGUUCGCAGGCUAGAGGGAACAACGGAAAAAUCAGUGCCAUCGUUUCGUGCUUCGAGGAAAAGCUGUGUGUGCGUGUGUGUUCGUGUGCGUUUGUGUGUGUCGGGGCACUGGUGGAGCCAUUCGUGUAAUUCGUGCAUUUAGAUCAAGUGGCGUCGGUGUGUGGGUGUGUUUGUCCGUGUGUUUAAAAAAGGCGAUUGAUAUUUCUAAAUCAGUGGUGCACGACCGACCGUCGAUGUCACUGUGAAGGAGAUGAGUUAAGCCAAAUCCCGACAAGUGACAGAGCGAGACGGUUCGUUUUGAUUUUGUGGCCUUCGUCCGGGGUCCGGAGUGCACGUGCCCGGAGUGCGAGAGGGUUGGGUGAGGGUGUCAGUGUGGGCAUCCGGUCCAGAUCUCGCCCACGGCAGCGCCAGCAGUGCAUAUAGGAAGCGUUUCGGGCAAGGGCAAGCAAACAAAGGACAUUACAACGGCAGCAGCAGCAGCUGCCAUCAUCUCUCCCUCGAGCAACGGGGCCACGACCACCGAGACCAAUACGGCUUGUCCUUGAGGGGGAUGUUGUGGAUCGUAGGUAUACUACUUCCACUGGCAGCAGCAGCAGCAGCGGGUGUACUAGCGGAUGCCGACGCAGCAGCAGCAGCACCCUCCUCACCAUCGUCCUUGAGCACCUCCGAGACAUCAUCACCGUCGUCGUCGUCGCCGUCGUCGCUGCUGGCCACCGGCGGACGAAGAGCCGGCGCAGUCCGAACAGCAACCGUCGGUGCCUGGUGCACCAUCACCCAGCAGCCCACGUACCUUCACACCCGGCCCGUACCACCGUCCGACCCGUCCGCCCGUACCCGUGUAUGCCGGUGCGACCAUGAGGAGCGAUAGUUCGGAACUGCUGCUCGAGCAACAGGCCGAAGAGCUACGGAAGAAGAAGCUGCUCGAGCUAGCGGCGGCCAAGAAGGCCAAGAACGGACCGCCACCGAAGCGAUCGCUGCGCGAAAAUGCCUCCUUCUACACGACGUCCAGCCUUGCCUUUCUGUCGGUGACGGCCGGCGCCUCGCUACUGUUUCUCGUGCCGCUUUACGUGGAUCCCGCCAUCUCGACGCUGGUCGGCGACUUUGUCGAGCGGCCGACGAUGUGCGUGACGACGCGGCGCGAGGACAUGACCGGGCUGUUUAACUGCUCGUGGAGCUCGUGCCGCGAGGGCUGCACCUCGGACGUGUUCAAGUGCACGCACAUCUACGUGACGUUCAUAGACGAUCUGAACUUUACCUUCCCGUUCAACGCGACACCGGCGGAGCUGUUCAAUCUGACCGACAUCGAACGGUCCGAGGAAGCGAUCCUGCUGGUCAACAUCAAGGGCUGUGGGUAUCCGCCCACCGUCAAGUGCAAGAACUUCACCGACCUGUACGGGUUCGAGGGGGCCGUCUUUCCCUGCUACUACUCCAAGCAGAACAAGACGGUCGUGAUGACGGCGUACAACCGGGAGGACCAGGUCAACACGAUCAUCCACUUCUUCGUGGUGCCGUUCAUCGUGACCGUCGUGUCGUCGGUGUUUCUCUGCAUUAUGCACUGUGAUUGUAGGUGUAAGAAGGAACGCCGGCGGCACCGUCACCGGCAUCGCCGGCCUAGGAUAGAGAAUCUCAGUGAUUCAUCAAUAUCGACACGAGUGGACAUGCUGACACCGGCGAUCGAAGUGUACAAGCCACCACUCUGACACAAGGAUGACACCCUCGAGAGCAACCUCGGCAACCCGUCGACCAGUAGCGACCUAUGACGAGGUAUCCUGCCGUGUCCGCCACCAUGCCACGACGUUCCACACCGUUCCCUCCGAUCGCGCCACCGGUCCCCCGGCCGGCUGGCCGUUCUCACCAUACUCGCCGGAACCGUCGUCACGCCCAUCCCAUCCCACACGCUCUCACCGUGGUCGUUGCUGUCGCCGCUGUUUCUGCUGUUCACUGCUGGGUGCUUUGCUUCCGGUUCCUGGUUCCGCAACCCGUACCAUUGCCCACUCUUUGUAUACGAUCUCAUCGUUAACGUCAGUCACGAUCGGCGCGGAUCAUAGCGUUGGCUUUCGUGGUGAAGUGGGAUGGUAGCCUCCACAGGUAGGUAAAGGUCGGGAUGUUUGCCACACGGAAAACAGGAAGUUUUACUGCUUUGACCAACAUUUUCGGAGUUAGGGAAGGAAGGAUUGAAAUCAUCGCUGGACGAUGCUAUGGGUGCUCGUGGUGGCACCCAACCUAAGCUGUACAUAGUGGUUAAAACAUACGUUCCCGAGCCGUGGUACUGUUGCGUUUCAGGCUCUGGCCACGUCCAUACCAGGCGCAAAAGCAAAAAGCGAAUCGAAUGGUGUUGAAAGCAUAGUAAGAAUGAAAAAAAAAUGAACAACUCACACACUGGACCGGUGCUACAAGAUUGUGUCCUUCUGCUGGAGAAGGAUGUUUUUCUUUUCUUCUCUCGGUUAAAAUAAUUCCGCCAAGAAAGCGUGACCUUUUCCCAUUCCCUUUUGCUGACGGGUUGACCGAUCACGAACAUCCCUUAAACGUCACCAAGCGCUAGAAAUAGAAUAGAGUAGCAAUAGUAGAGUUAAAGGUUCCGGAGCUAGCGGGAGCGGAUGGAUAGUUUGUUUGUUUGACCCACUUCAUCGUGGGGCCGAAUCUUUUUCGUCCAAUUUUUUUCGCAUUUUGUUCGGUUGGAUAAUUUGCAGCCAAAACCCGUCGUCCGGCAACGGUGCCCAACAUCGUUUCGCACAUAUAUUGGACGGUAUGGCACUUUAGAUAGGCUGAUAAGUAUCCGCAAACGGCACAAAUCGUGCAGACCGUAUGGCCAACGUCAACAGCGCUACAAAGUGAAUAAAGGUACGGCAAGGAGGUGGACGGAAAGGAAGGAAUGGGGUGAAAAGAAGGAAGACUUAAAAAACAAAACACACACACACAUAAACGAACACCCGUUCGGCCAGUUUCGGGCAGGACGUGAGAAAAUGGACGUACACACAUAAAAAAGCACGGUCACACCAAUACUCAGGCAAUGAGCUUUUCGGCCAAAGAAAGGUUGCGAAAUUGUGCUACAGUUUUGUUUUGUUAUUUUGUAACCCUUCCCAAGAUCGCACACUCCGUUCGAAAUGCCUUUUAAACCUCUCGUACCGUUUUUAUGGGAUGGGGCAAAAGGGUCUGAGCAAGCUUGUUGUACGAUCAGCAAACGACCACUACGUGAGCCAGUAGCAGUAGCAGCAGCAGCAGCAGUCAUUUGCAAGCUCGUUUACAUCGCCAUACGCAUCAAACACCAUCAGCAGCAUCAGGCUUAGGAAGAAAGACCAAACAAAAAACUAGUAAACUGACCGCCCCAUAAAAAGGCGGCUAAACGAUCGGUUAUGGUAAGACGCGACCUAUCACACACACACACACACAAAACUCGGUGGUGGCUUUAAGGUGGCGAUUGUAACGCGUGGCAAGAACACAGAGCAAGGCGUGAGGCGAAACAAUCUCUUUAGGGUGUCAAAUUAACGAACAAAGUAAACAAACAAACAAAACGAAAAUCAAACCAAAAACUAAUAUAAACUCAACCCCAAGUAGAACAAGCAACGUACGUAAGCAACAGCAAACAAAAAAUACAAAUUAACAAGCAAACAGAUAGCAAAAAGAAAACCCAGCAUCAUCACAACACACCGGUCAGAGUCGAAAACUAAAUAGUGUGUGUGUGCGUAAAAGCCCUUUAGCCUUUGUUUUCGAAACAAAAACUAGAAGAAAGCAAAGAAAAAAACUUCGAAAAACAAGAAGAAUGUAAGGGGUAACAAUACGUUUAGGGCGACAAACAGACAUAGCGUUUAAGAUUAAGUAAGCAAACAAUUAGCUAAGAGAGUAGUUAAUGAUAGAAAGCAAAAGAAAGAGAAAGAGAGAGAUUAAAAAAAAACCACGAACCGAUAGCAUGUAAGUAGGUGGUAGUAGGUCGAUGUAAAAGUUUAACUAACAAGCAUGUAAGAGCAUUGUUAAAAAAGAUUAUCUAGGUUGAAUGCGGGAUGAAGUUUGGUAGGAAAAAAAACAAUGUCACCCUCAAAGAAAACUCAAGAAUCUUUGCUUUUUUGCAUCAAGCUUUCGGUAUGCUUUCUUUAAUGUUUUAUUAAUUUUUCAUAAUUAGUAAUUCCUUAAUACCUAUUUUUCGUUUUCCGUUACUGUUUGCCUCUCAUUUAUUAAGGUUCAAUAAGGUCACAUCUCACUUAGGUGAGCGCUCGAGCUAGCUCAGUAGCUCAGUAACACAAUGCUAGUAGCUCAGCAGACAGAUGAUACGCUUCAAAUGACAAGGUUUGUGUGGCGCAGAUGGCUUUAAGGAUAGCAAAUCCUUUGAAAUUAAGCAAUAAUAAUCACUCGAGUUGAUGAGGAUGCGCUAAACAUUGCUCAAUCUUCUAGCUUUAUCCAAAUGUCAAGCGCGACACUUUAAAAGCAAUGCGUAUAACACAUUCGAGAAUAAGUUCUUUGAACAGCUACCACCUCAUUGGCAGUAAUGUCGGUGUUGACAUUAAGUCACAGUCAUUGAUGAAGAUGUUGAGAAUAUUGAAGCGUAAACAGUACGGAUGAGAAAGCAUGAGAAUACCUUUCCAACAUUGUGUAGGUUGGCGUUCGCUCCCUAACUUCUCACAAGCAAGAUUCGGAUGAAGCGCUCGGCGAAUGGUUCAUUAUUUUCAGCAGUUGCGGUGUGUACUAUCAUGCCCUGGAUCGAUCGAUCGGCCGGUAAGCCUCGCCUCGCUCUCGGUGGCAUUUGGUAAGGUCAAUGAACUGAAUCAACAUUAAAGAUUCAAUAGUACCGUAAGCGGGCGACCGUUGCGUAAAUAACCAUGCAGGCUGAUUAAUAACUAUUUUAUCUAGCUUGCUGGUUGUUGAUCUCAAUUAUCCUAAUGCCUUUUUGGUAUUAUUCGUGAGAUGAAAAAUGAAGCUUUGUAAUGCAAUUGUUGGUUUAAAGACAACUGUUUUGUCAGUUACUCAGCUUCUCAACUCUUCGUGGCUCACGGGGCCCGUUACGUUUGAUUUAUCCCUUCAACAUCAAUUUUGUGGCCUCUCUUUGGUGGUUAGAUGAUAAACGUACCUUCGUUCCCCGGCUCAGUCCAGAAGAACGUUGCUUUGUUAUGAUUUUCCAACCAGAUAAUAGGCAAACCGCUCUAAAGGAAGCAUCAGAUAUAAUUGCUUAUCGCACCAUCAGCCCUGACGAUGAUAGCUGACAAGCGGAGCAAAUUGUAAUGGAAGGACAACAAUUCAUUUGUGGCGACCAUUGUUUAACCCACAGUUCCGUUUAGCGUUUCGAUGUUUCGUGAAUUGGCUUCGAGCUGAAGCGAGAUUGUGCCUCUUUAUUAUGGGUUGAAUGAUUUUGAAUAACUUUGUUUAUUAACUUAACAUAUUUAAUGCUCUAAUUACUCUCUUCUUCACUUUGCCUUCCAACAUGCUGUUCCUACUCGUCCAACACGAAAAAUGUUUGCGUGUUAGUUGGGGAAAAAAUUGCGUUUACAAAGCAUAAAAAUACAUUCCUUAAUAGCUCUACUGAGGGUACUACGUAUGAUUUCACAUUUUAUGCGUUGGAGCAUGGACAUCCGUGGGUCUCCUAGCCCCAUUGCCCGACCACUCCGAACGGAACGGUCGUGACGUGACGGUGAGUUUAUUUGCCCCCCGAGAGAACCGUACCGUCGCACGUCUGUCUGUUUGUCUGUCUGUCUUCCCCCCGUUCAGUUCCGGAUGGGGCAAAAAUCGUUGCCAUUUUAAAUCAGUUUAAAAAUAAUUUUCAACUGUCACUUUGGGACGUACGAUCAAAACCUUACGCAAUCUGUCCGCUUAUCGGCAAGCCUUUUUGGCAAACGCAACGGUGAAUGUAACUAUUAUUUUUAAUUGCUCUCCUGAGAAGCCACGGCAAGCAUAUCCAUCCAUCCAUCCGUGCUGUUCUUUCGCACCGAUACUAGCAGGCUGGUGCAAAAUCUGUCAUGCUGACCAUACCUUCUGCCAUGCUUGAAGCAUGUCAAGUAGGCGUAGAAAAGCGCUUUUUUGUGUUUUAAGCUUUUGUUAGUUUAGUUUCCCUGGUUUUGUUUUUCGUUUAGAAAAGCUACAGAACAAAGAAAAGAUAAUUUGUGCAUGACAAUAUACAACACACAAAAAAAAACUAAAACAAAAAAGAAAAUAUCUAGGUGUAUAAAAGCUAAGUAUCAUAAACCCAAUGUAACGCAGAAAGAGAAAACAAAAGGGCGGAGAAUUCAACCGAAAAAGAGAAGAUAGAACAUGGUUAGCGGAAAGAAGAAAAUAUAUACACAUGCUGUCAGUGCUGGUCAAAACUAGCGUUAUUGACAGCUCACGUCAAAACGACACGUUGUUCGACGCGGUGGAGCCACGUGACGCGAUGGAGACGCCUGGUGAUUUGUAAGCAAUAACGUGUAAUUCGGUCGGUUUCGUUUAGUCGUUUGCUUUAGUUUUACUUUUUUUUCGUUAAUUUUUCACAAACUAAAUACUUAAACAUUCCAAUAAUAUUUUUACAGAUUAUACUACAGAGUAACAGCAAAAAAAAAAUCAUGUUAGAAUGUAUCUCCUUCUCAAUGAUCAUCCUUCGAUUUGCUUAGCAAACAACCGAUGCGUACCUUAACCAACGCAAACACAACAACAUGUGUUCAAGGCUAAACGGAAUUAUGUUGCUCUGCCCAGUACCAGCUGCAGUGACUCUAACCGACUUCUAUUAUAGAAUGGUUGUUUAACGAACAAUGGUAGUGGUGCACGAGGCCAGUUUACCAUUAUGAACGCAAAUGCAACCAAGUCUUCGCAAGCUUUGACCGUACCGGUGAGCACACAUUUGUCUUUAAGGCUUCUCUAGAGGUUUCCUGGUCUGAGGCUCCCAGGAAAACCCGGCAACAAUGAUGCAUGAUGAUCCCUCCGCUACGUCAAUCAUGGAUGCCACGUGAAGAGAACUUCCGACAUUGCAUGAAAGUAUUAAGUGAAAAUUUGCAACAAAAAGAGCAGCAGCUCUUUCAUUUGUGCUUCGUGCUCCGUACGGCGUUCGUUGUCAACCGUGUCUAGCCGGGACGCUUUUUCAACAGCAUUUCCCAUUAAAGACUCAACUAGCACACUCACACACGCUGGGAAAAGUCGUUCUCGGCGUGCUCAGCCAACCGGAAGCUAUUUAAAAAGGGCAAACCGCACACGGGUACACACACGGGUCAACUGCACGCAGGGUGGAUGGGAAAAGGAAAGUUCGCAAGUCGAUUCGCCAAGAAGAAACAUCAUUUGGCUCGGGUAACGGGCGGCACAAACAGACCGAAACAAAAAAAGGACCUGCUGGAAAUGUAUGGGAGCCAUUGGGCGUGGUAGCGGUGGUGGUGGUGGUGGUGCUGACUUAAGCCGACAAACAGGCGGCUUGGUUUCUUGCUGGCGAAAAGCCUCUACGACGAUGUCCAUCGGUCUCCGGGCCACAAUCACAACAAGACUGAGGCAAGCAGUUUGGAAAGAAGGGAAAGAAAGAAAACAAAUAAAACCAUCCUGAUUUCCUGUUUUUCUUACAGAAGAAUAUGGUUUGUUUAUGCGAAUGAGUUCCGUUCCACGGAGACGAACCAUCGUCAUCGUGUCUCCAACAGUGGUGCCCGUGUGUGCGUGUGUGUGUCUGGAUGUCCUUUUUUGUGGAAACGCAAUUCCCAUAAAACCCAUUCUAAGCUGGACGGAGAUUCGAGUCGAAUGAACUGUGCCUUCUCAAAAAGUCCAGCCUCAAAAGCGGAACACAAACCCCAUUCGGAUAGUUGAGGAAAUAGGUCAAUCGCGCCACACGAAGCUAACUAAGCUCGGGCUCGUUGUACCGAAAUCCGUUGCAUAUAAAUUCCAUCAUUCUGAGCGUCAUAAUAGAAGGGAGGGGCUUUUGUUCUUCGGUCAGCACUAACGACUCGACUGUCGGGAGCAUUCGGACGGUGGAUUGCCAGUUAGUGGAUUGCGUGUUUGCACUUAGCGUUUGCAGCGUAAAAGUCGCACGACAAUCUCGGUUUAAGUAAUUUUUAACCUUUUUAAACUUUUCCCAAACCAAACGUUCAAAUCCAUCCACCGGUGGGAAUCACCGUAGUGCUGGUGGUCGGUUUGGAAUUGUUUACGAUGAUGGGACAAAGUUUGGUUGGUUGGUUGGCAAAGGUCCUUUGCUUUGCUGUGCCGUUUCGCUUUUAAUUUGAUGACUUCUGCAGUCUCCUUCAGUUGGGCGAGUGGAAUAAAUUAUUCGACCAUCCAAGCUUCAAGCUGGUCAGCUGGUAGUCGGUGGAGCGGCUUAAGGUUUUGAUGGCAGCCAGGUUCGUCAAAAAAGGAUAAACGAUACAGUUGAAAGCUGUUUUGACACGUAUGGCAUUCAUCACAUCCACUUACGGGUGACCUUCGGAGGGGAAAGAAUUGUAUAAACCCAUUUCAUACUAUUUAUCCCCACACGAAGAACAAUCCGUUUUUCCUUCCACAUUUGCUAUAAAGUGAGUGAGUUUCUGAUUUCAUUAAGCCACAAAUGAACAACUUUCAACUCCUAGCCAAAUGUUUUUUUCCCCCUAAUGGACUGGCACGGCCCGGUGGCACCCACUGUUGUCGCUUGGUAGCGACUGUUAUUUGCAGGAAACAGACAUCCCGCACGCCACGCUCAUCCGAUCAGUGUGUUUCGGUGUUUCUGGCCGUGGUGUGGCCGUUUGUCGCUUGCGUGUCUAAAUGUCAACUGUCCAAAAGUUACUUGCUUGUUCUUCCACCGUUCAACCGAUCCAUGGCAGUGGUCAUGCUCAAGGCCUUCGUACACGCCAUCCCCAUGGCAUGGGACCCGGGAUUGGUUUGGAUCAUUUUAAAGCUACCAUCUACGUGUACGAAGUGCUAGCGAACUCGUGCCUUCCCGCAGGUGUGAAAGAACAAACGAUGGGACGCGUACGACCGUUCGGGAUGUUGAACCAACAAAUUAAACCAUUCCACCUGAUCGAACGCGGACAGCUCGCGGUCAUGUUGUUGCAGUCUGGAUUGUUAUUCCGGGAAGUUGAAGGCUGUGUGUGUCGGGAUUGUUAGGGGUGGUAGAAUGCAUGCGCUCGAGCUAGUACAAUCUGGUUAAACUGGUUAGCAUUUCAUUUUCGAAUUUAAUUUCUUUGGACCCAUACUUGGGAAUCUUGGAUUUAACAGGUUAUGUGAAAAAGUAAUUUCUAAAACUUAUUAUUUAAAUUACAAAAAUAGGAUACAAUUUACAUUGGUUUGAAGACAUUUUCUCUCGCAAACCUUUAAAAAGGACGCUCUGUUCAGGGUGAACUCAGACGAUCCGUUGAUUGUUACUUCGGCCUCUAAAUUCGUAGACAUGCCGUUUGCGAGGGUCUGUAUCGGGGGUGCACAUUACAACCUUUCAGUGCUUGGAGGUUUGUCUUCAUCCGAGAAUCGGAUAUUUUAUAAUGUUCCUCCAUGUGCUUCGAGUAUCUUAGCCUUCCUCAAGCCUUCUACACUAUCUGCAGUUGGUUGCAACACGUCCUUGUCUGGACUGUGAUGUCCGACAAUAUCCUCGACCUAGACGGUGAUGAUCGACUGGUAAACAUUCGGAUCUUGCAGGACUCUGAUGUUUCCCUACGUUCAGAAACUAAUAAGUAAUAAAUAAAUUAAUAAAUAAAAAUCCAUUACAACUACGCGCGGACUAGCUUUAUAAUUUUUUUUUGUUCUUAUCACAAAAGGACUUCACGAAAAAACUGAUUUGGUGAUUUAUUGUGUAGAGCAUAAUAGCAUUAUAAGGCAUAAUAGAAAUUGUCAAAAAAUCACUUUUAUCUUGAAAUUUGGCAUCCUAAUGAAACUGAACAUUAUUCAUCUAGUUAACUUUAAACUGCACCGAAAGAACUUCUUUUUAUAAUAUAAAUUUGUCUGCAAUUUAAUUAAAAUCAUUUAAACCCAACCCAAAUAAUUGAUUGAGUUGUAAAUCAUGUUGUAAUGUUUUGGGGUAUUUGGUUAAUAUAAAAAAAAAAUCUAUUCAAUGCAAUAUUCAUCAACUAAAUCAUCAUUUUGUUUAUCUUUUUCUAAAUAAUUAAUUUAGUUUUGUGGUUUUUAUAGUAUUUUCUAUUUGCACUAUUCAAGCUAGUAAUUUUCGAUAGUAAAUUUUUUCUGGUUUUGACUGUUGACUGACAUAUUUUUAAAUAAAAUUUGACAUAUUUUUGGUUACUUUUUAUAAAGAAAAUUGAUUGCAAAAAUUCCUUUUUCUAGUGUGGUUCUAGCACGAUGGAUUGAUCAAUAGAUAGGAAUUUUGAAGAUCAUGUUGUGUUGUCAAAUGAAAGAAAAAAAGGGUUUUGAAGGGAUAUGGUCAGAGGCAACAAUACAUAAGUGUUUGAAUUUAAAGAGUGGCUGGUUAACAAAAGAGGAGGUUUAUUAUUUAUUUUUCUACUUAAUUUGUUAGAACUGCUCGUCUCAAGCACUUGGAGUUAAUUACUAAAUCGUCACACAGAAACUAUCGAAACCAUUUAAUUACUGGUGAAAGUUUGUUUUUAUCAAUUCCAUCUUCAACACUUCACAUUUUUCCACCUUCACAACAGCUUAGAGCUUCGGAUGUCUGAAGAGCCGCCACCUAAUGACGCCAUUUUCGUUUGGACGCACUAUUUUACGAUAUAAUUGAACUGUUUCGAAAGUUAAUUACCAGCAGGGUUAGCAUGCUAACCGAGGAACCAUCAUUUAAUUACCUUUGUGUUACCUUAGCAACAACCCGGUGUCUUUACUUAACGCGACACCAUACUAAUGUUUAAGGCUUAUUAAGCUACGCUACUUGUUAUUUCAAACACACGUCAACACAACCGUAACGCAGGGGACGAUACUUGGAAGAUGUUAAUUGGUGCUUACUGUAGGUAAAAAGGGGUUUAACUAUUGAUAAGCCUGGCAUCGAUGAGCCAGUUCAAAGCGAACGUCGAUACAACUUUCGGGAUAGGUUUAUGGUUGGAGAAUGAUUACUCGACUCGCGUUGAAAUAAUAAUCAUAACCAAAUUGGUGUGUAAUUUCCCCACCCGAAUGCACACACCCUAUUUUUCCCGACUUUGGUUUGUGGCGGAGGGAGGGACGGGACGACUGUUUAUUUGUGCUUGCUCACCAUCGGACGCCCUACGUAACUACGGCUGUAAUUCAGUUUAAUUGGAAGCACCUUUACGCCGUGGUGAUGGUAAUACGAUGGGUGGAGACGAGCUUCGUUCGAAAUUUGUCAAAUGGAUGAAAUUGGUGUGUGUCUCUUUCCCUUUCCUUUUUUUUUUUUUUUGGUCAAUAUCGAACGAAAUGAAAUAUUUAAUCCUUUCUUCGUUUUGGAGCAGUACGGUGCCGAUGGGUGACUCGGCUGACAUCGCAGGGCACGCCCGCUGGUGCUCAAUUAUUAAAGAUCAUGUACCCAUUAGAGAUAUUGAGAGCACACACACAUGCGCUACCGAUGUAAAUCGGUGUGUAUGUUUAACCUUUUUUUCGCAUAGAAGCAAUACGAAGCAGCAGAAGACGCAUAGAAGCAAUACGAAGCAGAAGAGAAAGCGCGAAAGCGAGGUUUGGUUUGAAAAUCUUUCGCUUAAGCGUUUGCUUUCUUUUUUAGAGACAAAAAUAGAACCAACCAAGCAUCAGGUCCCAGCAAUCAAUAACAACACCAAUUUACAGUGUUCCCCAGCCAACCAGCUGGGGAAAGAGUCUUUCGGGGGGUCCUUCACUUACGAAAGCUCACCAUUAUGCACUGCGACCUUCGGCCCGUUAGAUGUGUGUGAGUGGGUGGAUAUGCUUAAGUGGCAUUGAAAGUUUGGUUGAAAUGUUCAAGCCAUGGUUCCUUGACCAUCGAACUGCAAAUCGGUAAUCGAUUGCUGCUGCCAGUUACGCUACUGAAACCGCCUUGCGAGCUGCAACUCACAGCUGCAGCUAUUUUGACAGCAAAAGUAGUAGUAGGUCAGUAUCGUUCCAACCACUGCAACAGCUAACCUCCGGUGACCCGCAUUGACUGACUGUCGAUUUUACUAAGUGCGCUUUCGACCUUUCCGCUUUAGAAGCUACCAUGCGAUAGUAUUCGUAAAUUCAACCGAUAAAAAGGGAACAGCUCCAAUCUCCUGCGCCAAGGCUCACGCUCGCUCUAUUAUUUAACGAUUAUUCGCGCCACCAGCAUUGUCUGCCUUUUUAUUUACAUCGAUUGAUGGGGGGGGGGGGGGGCGGCGACGGAGGGAGAGAGAAAGAGAAGAUGAGACGAAUCCCCAGUUCUGGCCAUCUAUUAUUGGCGUUUAGAAGUAUUUUUGGCACUUCCAUGAAAUCCUGGUGGUCUGGAGCCACGGUCGAGACGCUAGAAAGCGGAUAUGGACACUCAGCGGGCGAUGCUCAACAUCCCUGACAGAACUGCAUAAUUCAAAACUAUCACCCAAUCGCCAACCCGAGAGCUUGCUGGAGUCUUCUCAAAAAGGGCGUAAGAAGUAUUUAAAUUUUUAUACCGAUUAUACACCGAUUCUUUGGUGAGCGUUUAGCCCAAAAGCUCAGAUAAAGAAAAACAAAAAUUCGCAUUGUAUGAGUCAAAAAUAUUUAACACCGUUUCUUGACUUCAAACAAAAAAAAAGGCUAUGGCGUAGGGUGCAAGCAUAAGCUUGCAUAUGUCUGUGUGUGAGUACGACGUUUAUUUAUAUUUAAUAGUGGCUCUAAUUUAAUAUUCACAUUGCGUGCCUAAAGCUUUGGAAGCCAAAAGGGAGGGCAGAGAUAUGGUCAGUCCGUCGUUUAGGACGCACCGUCGACUGGAAGUGACAAACAUCCCCCAAUAACAAUGUGGUCCACCGAAAGGGGGGUGGCGUGAUCCGGGGGUGGGUCGAACAUCGACAUGUUUUCAUUAUUGAUCAGCGAACCGGUCGACUCCAGUUUUGCCCCGCGCUGACGUCAGCGGCAUUGGAGCAACAAACCAAAACGCACACGAAAGAGGAAUCGGACUCAAAUCCGUACAAUCGCUCGUUCUGGACCUUCUGAAGUUCGUCCAAUCAGGUUUGGAGUCAGGCUAGAGCUGUUACAGCCAACUCCAAGAUUGGUUGCUUCCGAGAAACCACAAAAAACGGCCGAACACACUGCAAACAUCAGUUUGAUGGAACUUUAAGACUGUGCGUUUUCUAAAGAGUGUCAAACAAACGUAUUUAUUACUGCUGUACCGCGUGGUGGUGUCCUUGCCAGUAAAGAGGAAAAAGCACCAAACAGCGCCUCAAACUGCCUGGCUCGUCACCACGCGCCGAAACACUUUUAUGGGCCAUUAUGAGUUGUGGUUUUUGGCCAGCUUCUCGCCCUCGUUCUGUCGUGUGAGAUGGGAGCUUUUUGUUUUUCGUUUAAACAUUUUUCCUUCCUGAUAGGCCAUUACAACCUGUUAGAGCUCGAUGAGCAACAGAAGAACAAGCCGCGCAAAACUUCCGUCAUCAAAAUUAAAGCCCAAACGAAAACCUCACGCCGCUGACGGUACAUUGUUGUCUUUUGGAUUUAUGGUGGCUUCAAAACAACUGCCGACCGAAAUCGUCAAUUUAAGUACCGCUGAAACGCGGCUCAGGGGAGUGUAAUUAAAUUUAACUAAUGCGAGACCCUUUUUUGUCUGUCUGUUGGUUUACAAACAAAAAUGGGUGGUUAUCAACAUCUUCAAACCUCAUCGAUCAAAUGGUUUGCAAUAAUAUCAAGCACCAAAAUCAUCAGAUUAGAACAGGGCUUUUUGGCCAAUAUGAGGAAUAGAGCCUUAAAGUAUGCAAUUCGAAUGACAAACAUCGGCAAUGUAUUAACUGACAUUGGUACCAAGUACCGCUUCCAUCCGAGAAAUUUUCAAUAGCUCUUGUUGUCUUAUGGCGCUCAUUUGGAACUCAUUUUGAAGAUAACGUUCAAAUGAGUGUCUGUGCAAUUGCGUUAGCAUCAAGAGAACACUGUCGUAUAUUUCUAUUCGUUCGGUAUCAAACUGGAAUUCUCACCAUUCUUGACGGAUUGGUUGGCAAAGCAAAGGAAGAACUUAUAAAUUCUUGCUGGGCCAAAUUUAGUUGAGUGCCGUACUCCUAGAAAUAAUUGAUUCUGUAAUUUUAAUCGUUAUUUAAUGUAUACAUUUAAUUCUUGUUUUUUGUCCAAUAUUUGUCUGAAGUUGAUCCAUCCAAGAAUAAGCCCUGCGUGCUUAUACAGCGCAAUUCAUGUGGUUAAUUAUUAAUAAUUUCUUUUAAAACUGAGCCUGCCACGCCUCCACAUGUGUGUGUGGAUGGCCUUGACUUUACGGUCUGGGUCGUCCGGUGCCACUCUCAUGGCAUGACAUGAAAUCACCAUACAGCUCAUAGAGCUCGUCAUUGUAAAGGAUCUUCUAAUUGUCUUUCCACACCUAAGGAAUCCCAAAAAUCCUUCAAAGCAUCUUCCCCUUGAACGCUGCUAAGAGGGAUUUGACAGUUUUGGACAAUGUCCAUGUCUCAGAUUCUGUGAUGUGAAUACUGGUACUAUAAAUGUUGUCUAUAGUCUCAGCUUCGUUACGUAGCUUAGGCUGUAAUAUGACCAGUAAGCAACCAGCACCCAUGAGCGUUACUCCACAUCAAUGAUGUUGUCUGUGCUAACUUUUAACCCCAGAUAGGUGAAGUUUGAACAUUCAACUAUCUGUAAAUCACCCAUGCGUAAAUCAGUGGCCAAGGUUUUAGUGCCGCUCGCUCGAUCCUUUGGUAAGCUUCUCCUACAUAGGAGAGCCUACUAAUACGAUCUGGAUUGACUUACAGAAGAUGAUUCGCGAAAUUUUCAUCUCUUAGUCACGGAUGGCUCAGCUGGGAUGGCUGGAUGGGAUUUGAAAGUGAAAUUCAAACAUGGCUUAGUUUGCUGUUACUUGUACAACAAAAUGAAAUAAAAUUACCAUCACUUCUUCUUGCUUUCCAUCUGUUUUUAUAUUGUUUACUCACUCCUGAUAUGGUUUCAUUCCAUUCGUUUAUUGAAAAACAACCGACCGACGAUUGUUACACAUCCCAAACCCCACACUGAGAAUGCUAGAACCGUUUUGAUAUGAUAUGGAUCCAGUCGCAGCACCUAUAUAAUAUCGUGAAAUCCCACUGACAAACCGUUUUUUGCUAUCAUUUCUACACCGAGAUGUAUCAGAUGACCUAGCGUAGAUAAAUGAAUAUAUGCAACCAUCCUCCCUAGGAUAAACUGAUGGUUAUGUUACCUAUAAUUGUACAGUAGAAUUACAAUAGUCUUGGAUACGUUGUCACCUGUACCGGAGAUUAUUUGAGGGCCACCAACACAUAGUUACGCUGUGCACGGUCAAACCAAGUCCAACCACGGUUCCCUACACUUGAUGAACAACCCCGAACAAAACAAACACUCACCACGUAAUACACCAAAAUUCCACUGAAUAAGACGCAGAGCAUGUAACGACGAACCACAAAACACCUCCCUCAACACAGAGACACAGAGCUCUUUAUUCAUUUCAAACUUCGAUCACGACCAUCACCUUCUCAACUCAUAAACACGGUGCCCUUCAACUUCAAGUAGAACUUACCGAAUAUGCGAAUAUAUGCGGCGGGAGCAUAGAAACCCACAAGCGAAAUUGGCCUUAAAACAAAACAUUAAUCGAAUCGAAACACGGUGAAACGAAACAUGGUGUGAAACAUUUUUUGCAUGGUAUGCGCCGUUUGUUUAAGUAAGAACGCUCUCUCUUACUCUUCAGGUAGGUCCGGGACGUGAAGGUCGGCGACAAGCGAUGCAAGAGACAAUUCUUCCCAAUAGGCAAGCGCGCGGAUUUAGCUAUCGUAAGGCACACGCGAUUACUGUAGAUACACGUUGAAAUUGCGGAACCAACCGGCUGGUGGGAGAGUUCACCGGUCUAACCCGCACAAAAACACAAGCCUACAUUGUCUACACGUUUUACAGUGAGGUUUUUUUUGAGGGGAGGGAGGGGGGAGGGGGAAUUGACCCAAGGGCUUUGCGAAGGCUCGACUCGAAAGGUGAACUGUUUAUGGAAUGAAUGGCGCACAAAGGCAAACUAAAAAUGAAACAAAAAAAAUUGAAAACCAAACCGGAAAACGCGGAAGGAAAUCAUUACAGGGGGAAAACUAUUUAACUAUUUUAAAUUUGGUAAAACGUACAGUGAAAAACAAAACAACAAGCAGCAAACACACAUCUCACACAAGAAAUGAAGAAAGAAAAAAAAUAGAAACAGAAGGAGAAGUGACAUACACUGUAUAAUUGUAGCUCGGUGCUGAGUAACCUAUAAAGCAAAACCGUAAAAAAAACCAUAAAGUGUACCGUGUACCAAGGUACCACAAGCACAACUGCCGAUAGUGGGAUAGCGUGAGAAACAAAAGAAAAACUAAACAAAAACAAGGAGAAACAAAACCAAGUACACCAUUAAAAGUAAUGAAGAAAAAGCAAAACAGAACAAAUUGGCAAACAAAAUAUGAAAAAUAGGAGAAACAAAAAGAAAGAAAAAAAGUAGCAAUAGAUAAUGGAAGUAGUAAAAAUUUAAUAUAAAAAAAAAACAAAAGGAAGCGCUACCAAACAAUCUCGUGAAACAAGAUGGGCUCGGUUGCUAGGAUCGUUUUAUUGAGUAAGCAAGCAACUAGAAGAGGAAAAAACACGGUUCAAUGUACAGUAGGGAGAUAUAGCUGUGCGUGUGUGUGUUUUGUUGACGAACAAAUAGAUACAAAAUGAAAAAAAGGCUAGAAAGUGGUGUCAAACCUGUUGUUUAGCAGUAGCGAAGCUAGAAACCCUGAAAUCCAAACCAAAAAAAAAGAACUAAACUCAAACAGACCGGUGGCGGCAAACGUUGAGAGUAAGUGCAUAAAGCAGCAAACAGCUAGAACGAACAAAUCAAACGUAACUAUCGAACAGUAGAUGACAGUAGUGAGUAAACUUUAUCACAAUUAACCCAGAUUGCGCCAUCCGAGCGAAGGAGAGAGAGAGGGCUCCAGCUGGCGUAUGGGGGAAAAAACUAUAAGCGAACCAAACUCAUUCCCGAGCUGUGUCUAAGUGAGAGAGCGAAGUCUAACACCUAUCUAGCCAGCCCUAAUAGCCCGAUAGCUCCUCUCACUGUGCAACCGACAACCGGCGGCGAAGGCCAUUUGCUGCAAGACAACAAAACCCCAAAAUGAAAUGACCCCUAACUACUAGAUAACAUUCCUUGUGGAGCCAAGCGACAGUGGAAGUAGGUGGUAGCUAAACUAUGGUUAUAGAUAUGUAUGCAACCGGAGCAUGAUACAGGAGCACCCGGCACGAACGAACGAACGGCCGCAAAACCAAACCAAGUAGAAACCGUUCCCGGCGGUACGUCCCACAGGCCGAGACGUGUGUACAUCUCUAACAUAAAUAUACUCAUAAAUAGCCCUAAAAAGGAGGGUGGGGGGGGUAAAGGGAUGGGGGAGGGAAGGACCCUCCCCUCCCUGUGUGGUGUGGUGCAACGUAACCACUGCAGUUUUGGGCUGUAUCGUUAUGACCUAAACAUCGUUGCAAACACUCACACACACACACAGACAGAAAUGUUAAACACACACGGGAUGGCGGUGUGACCAGUACUACGGUUUUAGUCUAUAAGUUAGGAAACACUUUUUUUCGCUCUUUUGUAAAAACAAAAACAAAACAAAAAACAAGAACAAGAACAACCCCCAAAACCCCCAAAAAGAGAAACCAAACGAACGUUGCGGUACGAACACUGGGUAAUAAUGGGCCUAGGUUGGUUGCCUGGUUGCCAGCCUGCGAAACCAGCGAACACGUAUUUAUAAAUCAAUUGACCGGAAGCUAGUUCGGUGGCGGUAGCGGUGAUGAUGAUGUUGGUGUUGUGCAGGGACAGGGGAAAAGCAUAGAAAUGAAAUCAAAUAAUAAAAACAAAAUACCGAUAAAAAA
Molecule: messenger RNA, 18705 nt
Organism: Anopheles stephensi (Asian malaria mosquito)
Lineage: Eukaryota; Metazoa; Arthropoda; Insecta; Diptera; Culicidae
Gene: Teh1
Product: protein tipE
Exons: 2
Coding region: 1797-2642 (281 amino acids)
Biological process (GO): regulation of sodium ion transport
Molecular function (GO): sodium channel regulator activity
Source: RefSeq, a predicted model, not a curated record